This is a messenger RNA of Sodiomyces alkalinus F11, 1773 nucleotides long. RefSeq names its product major facilitator superfamily transporter. The record is from RefSeq and is a predicted model, not a curated record. Bases 1 to 1773 code for a protein of 590 amino acids. The transcript has 2 exons. Gene Ontology annotation, molecular function: basic amino acid transmembrane transporter activity. NCBI's taxonomy places the organism in Eukaryota, Fungi, Ascomycota, Sordariomycetes, Glomerellales, Plectosphaerellaceae. Gene Ontology annotation, biological process: transmembrane transport; basic amino acid transport. Gene Ontology annotation, cellular component: fungal-type vacuole membrane.
AUGGUCUCUGGAAACAACAGCCCAGACUGGCCAGAUGAGGAGCAGCCGCCGCCGCCUCUCAUCACUCCCACCGCCCACAAGGACGUCAAUGCCACAUCUAACCCCGAAACGGCGCCUCUGCUCAAUGACCGAACAGACACCGAACUGUCCGGCGAAGCCAAUGGCCACAAUGGUUACGGAACGACAGCCCAUUCUUCUGACUGGGAUGACGCCGAGGCCGACGCCGAGGCCGACGAAGACGAAACAACCGUCAUCACCGCCUCCGUCCCCCCGGGCCGCCUCGCCCUGAUCCUCGGCGCCGCCUACCUAGGCGUCUUCCUCGGCGCCAUCGACUCGACCAUCAUCGCCACCCUCUCCGCCCCCAUCUCCUCCGAGUUCAAGUCCCUCAGCCUGCUCUCCUGGCUCGCCACCGCCUACCUCAUUUCCAACGCCGCCUGCCAGCCCCUCUCGGGCCGCCUCACCGACAUCUUCGGCCGCGGCCCGGGCCUGAUCCUCAGCAACCUGCUUUUCGCGGCGGGAAACCUCAUCUGCGGCCUGGCGCGCAACCAGUCCGUCAUGAUCCUGGGCCGCGUCGUCGCCGGCAUCGGCGGCGGGGGUCUCAUGUCCAUCGCCACCUUCCUGGCCUCCGACCUCGUCCCCCUCCGGCGCCGGGGCGUCAUCCAGGGCGUCGGCAACAUCGCCUACGGUUCCGGCGCCAUGCUCGGCGGCGUCUUCGGCGGCUUCAUCAACGACAACUCCCCGUGGGGCUGGCGCCUCGCCUUCCUCGUCCAGGUGCCCCCCGUUCUCGUCUCCGCCGUGAUCGUCGCCCUCCUCGUCCGCGUGCCCCCGAAGGCCUCGCAGAAAUCCUACCUCGCCCGUAUCGAUUUCGUCGGCGCCUUCCUCACCAUCGCCUUCCUCGUGCUCCUCCUCCUCGGCCUCAACACCGGCGGCAACUCCGUCCCGUGGUCCCACCCGUUACCUCUCACCGCCAUCCCGCUCUCCGUCGUCGCCUUGGUCGCUUUCCUCGUGUGGGAGUCUCGCGCGCGCCUCCCCAUCAUCCCCGUGCGCCUGCUGGCCCACCGCACCGUCUUCGCCGCCUGUCUCGCCAGCUUCCUCGGCACCAUGGUCAUCAUGAUGAGUCUCUUCUACCUGCCCGUCUACCUCCAGGUCAUCGGCCUCUCCACCACCGACGCCGGCUUGCGCCUUCUCCCCGCGCCGCUCGGCGUCUCCAUCUGCUCCGUGAGUUCCGGUUACAUCAUGAAGCGCACAGGUCGCUACCUCGUCCUGGGCAUCGCCUCGGGGUUGCUGCUCGUCGCCGCCUCCGUCAUCCUCACCACCUUCACCGCCGACACGCCCACUUGGGUCGUCGGUGUCGCCUUCUUCAUGACCGGUGGCAGCUACGGCGCCAUGCUGACCGUGACCUUGCUGGCCUGCAUCGCUGCCGUGGAUCACUCCCACCAGGCCGUCAUCACGUCUGCUACUUACCUCGCUCGCAGCUGUGGCGGAACCAUCGGCGUGACCGUCGGUUCGACCGUGUACCAGAAUCUCCUCAAGACGAACCUCUGGGCCCGCUUCAAGGACUACCCCGACGCUGCGGAGAGGAUCAGCCGCAUCCGCGACGAUCUGGACGAGCUGAAGCACCUGCCGGAAGCCUGGAAGGAAGGCGUCAUGGAAUCCUUCAUCGAAGCGUUCCGCGGCGUCUGGCUCACCAUUCUCGGCGUCUCCCUCUUGACCCUCGUCAGUCUUUCGUUCAUGAAGCAGCACACCCUUCACAGUACCCUGGAAAGAAGAUAA